AUGUACCCGUCCACCAUUAAUGAAACCACUUUCCAGUACUCCGUGCCUUCCUCCUCCUCACCCACUCUGGACUUUGUCCUGGACAGUGGGGCCACUGAAACUGCUCUCAAAGACGCUGGUACACUCACACCCCUCUCUCCUCCCACUCAGGUUCACGGCGCUGACAGCAGCUUCACUAUUCCAUGCACACACCUCUCCACUCUCCCCUGCUCACUCUUCCCCUCUGGUAAGGUAACUGGUCUCCACAUCCCCACUCUCCGAAACAACCUCCUCUCCCACCGUGAAAUACAAAGUGCAGGUAUCACUGCGGUCUACCCUGGUAAUGCCACCUACUGUGACCUUUACCACACUGCCUCCGGCCGCUUCCUCCUCCGCAUACCCCUCUGCCCCCGCACUCGCCUCUACACUCUCCGCACUCCGUGGCCAUCCUCCUGUCAUGUCACCACUCGUGCGGGUACCUCCACUAGCCCUCCCCAUCUCCCUCCCUCCCCCCCCACUCCACCAUCCCCCCACUCCUUCAUCCCGCCCUCCCUCGUUCCAAUCCCCUCCACCUCCGACCAUCUCUCCCACCCCGCUGUUCUCCUACAUCACCGACUCGGCCAUCCCAAUUUCGCCGCUCUCCGCACUGCUGUCACCUCACGACUCCUUCACAGCCUCCCUCCCACCCUUCCUCCCUUUCCCUCCUCCCCGGCCCCCCCAUGCCCCUCCUGCAUCCACGGCAAACUCAAACAAUCUCCUCACCACAGCCACCCAUCCUUUGCUCCUGCACCAAUUGACCUUGUCCAUAUGGACCUUUGGGGGCCCUCUCCCACCCGCUCCCGCCAAGGCCAUCGCUACAUGCUGGUUCUGGUUGACGAUCACAGCCGCUACUCCUCCGUUUUCCUCCUCCACACGAAAGCCCAGGCGCCGACCAUGAUCAUUCACUGGGCAGAACAAUGCCGCACCCACUUCAAACGUCCCAUUGACCGCCUCCACUCUGAUGGGGGAGGCGAAUUCCUCAAUCGCGCACUCACUCACUACUGCACCACUCAUGGCAUCCAACAGACCCACACUCUUCCCCACUCCCCACAGCAGAACGGCGUCGCAGAGAGCCGCAUUCGCGAAAUCACUAAGAUCGCCCGCUGUCUCCUCGCUCACGCCUCCACCCCUCCUUCUCUUUGGGGCUAUGCACUCCUUCAUGCUACCCUCCUCCUCAACCUUCGCUCCCAUCCCUGCCACACCGCCACUACCCCCACGGAGCUCUGGUCAGGGACCAAACCUGACGCUGCCGGACUUCGUGUUUGGGGUUGCAAGGCAUAUGUGCUCAUCCCUCCACCUGAACGCACCCACGGCAAGCUCGCUUCUCGUGCCCUCGAGUCUGUCUACCUCGGCCACAACCGCGACUCGCCCGGUUACCUUUUCCUUCACCCUCCCUCCGGUCGCCUCAUCCGCAGCAUUGACGUUGUGUUUGAUGAGACCACCCCAUAUUAUUCCUCUCCACCACCAGACCCCCUCCCUCUUCCCACCCGUCCUCUCGCUUGGACCGACACCGUCCUCCCUCCCCUCCUCCCUCCAGCACCCCUUCUCCCACCCCUCCCCACUCCGCUUCCGCCACCCUCAUCUGCCGAUAUCUAUGAUCCCACUGCUCCAGCAUCCCCUGCACACUCCGCGGCUCCCUCUCCCUCCUCUCCUUCCUACUCUCCUUCUCAUCCAUCCCAACAGCCGCAGCAGCAGCCACAGGGGCAGCAGCAGCAGCAGCAGCAGCCGCAGCAGCAGCCGCAGGGGCAGCAGCAGCAGCCACAGCAGCAGCAACAGCAGCAGCCGCAGCAGCAGCAGCAGGGGCAGCAGCAGCAACAGCAGCAGCAGCAGCAGGGGCAGCCGCAGCAGCAGCCGCAGGGGCAGCAGCAGCAGCAGGGGCAGCCGCAGCAGCAGCCGCACCAGCAGCAGCAGGGGCAGCAGCAGUGGCCGCCGCAACAACCACAGGGGCAGCCGCAGCAGCAGCAACAACAGCCGCAGCAGCGGCCGCAGCAGCAACAGGGGGUCCAGCAGCAGCAGCAGCAGCAGCAGCGGCGGAGGGCGUCUGCCCGCUCCUCACCCUUCCUCCUCCCUCGCAUGCACACCCGCUCUCUUGAUCCCAUCCUUGGCACACCGCCACCUUCCUCCCUCCACCAGCUCGAGGAUUCCCAUGAGGAGUUCGCCAUGGUCCGGCACCACACUCCCUCUAUCUUCACACUUUACCCUGACCUCUUCGGCGCUCUGAUCCUUAGCGCGAUCUCCGCUCCCACCAUCUUCGUCCCCACCACCUUCCAGGAGGCUAUCACCUGCCCUGACGCUGACAAGUGGUUAGCCGCUAUCUUCCUGGAGUGUGAGGCUUUCAUUCGCAACGACUCCUUUAUCGACGUUCCCCUUCCCCCUGACGCCAACCUUGUCGAGGGCAAGUGGAUCUUUCGAGUCAAACAGCUGCCGGGAGAGGAGCCAGUCUACAAAGCCCGCUAUGUUGCCAAGGGGUUCACCCAGACCUGGGCUGAGGACUACUGGUUCACAUUUGCCCCCACCCUCAGGCAAGCCACCCUACGCACCCUUAUGGACAUCGGUGCGCGUGACGACAUGGAGAUUGACUCCAUGGACGUCUCCAACGCGUUCCUGCAAGGCGAACUGCACGAGCGCAUCUUCCUCCGCCGACCUCCUGGGUUUCAUGCGGCUUUCCCCGAAAACACCGUCUGGCAACUAAAGCGCCCGGUUUACGGCCUGAAGCAGGCACCACGAGAAUGGCAUGCGAAGCUGUCUGCUACUCUCCAGUCCCUUGGCUUCUCCCCCUCCCACUCCGAUGCCAGCCUCUUCAUCCGCUCCUCCCCCAGUCGCUUCUUCAUCUCCGUCUACGUCGACGACAUGAUCCUGCUCGCCGACACCAGGGCUGACAUGGAUCAUGUGAAGCGGUCACUUCAGGAACGUCUCAAGUGCAAGGACCUUGGUCCGCUUCAGAACUACCUCGGCAUGGCUAUCACCCGUGAUCGAUCCGCCCGCACCAUCACCCUCUCCCAGUCCCACUACAUCGGCCAGGUCCUGGAGAAGUUCGAGAUGGCACAAGCCAAACCGGUCUCCACCCCUCUCCCCUUCGGCCACCAGCUUGCGCCACCCACCUCCCCCUCCACCUCCUCCCGGCCCUACGCCGAGCUUGUUGGGUCGCUGAUGUACGCGAUGAUGUGCACUCGUCCCGACCUCGCCUACCCUGUCAGUGUCCUUGCUCGGUUCGUCGGCCCCGGCCGCCACACUGAGGAACACUGGACUGCCGCCAAGCGGGUCCUCCGCUAUCUCCGUGGCACCAGAGACCACGCUCUCACGCUGGGUGGAUCUUCCCCCCCCCUUCUCUCUGGCUUCAGCGACUCCUCCUGGGCAGACUGCCAGCCAGACCGCCGCUCCUCCCAAGGCUAUGGCUUCACCCUCGGCAGCGGCCUCAUCAGCUGGCGCUCUACCCGCUCCUCUGCCAUCGCCCUCUCCUCUUGUGAAGCUGAGCUCUAUGCUGGCACCAUGGCCGCCCAGGAGUCCCGCUGGCUCUGCUUCCUCCUGGCUGAGCUUGGUGUUCCCCAGCGCUGCCCCACGCUCUGGUGUGACAAUGCCAGCACCAUCCAUCUCACCCAAGACCCCGUGUUCCACGGUCGCUCCAAACACAUUGAGCUCCGCUAUUUCUUCAUCCGUGAACUCGUCCAACAGAAUCUCAUUGCCGUUCGUAAGAUCGCCGCUGAAGCCAACUUGGCAGAUAUCUUCACCAAAGCACUCCUUCGCCCUGCGCACUCUGCUCUUCUCCGCCUCAUCGGCCUCGCUCCCCCAGGCGCGCCUUGA
Closterium sp. Yama58-4 is the source of this 3819-nucleotide messenger RNA. The record is from the annotation of a GenBank genome assembly. Lineage: Eukaryota; Viridiplantae; Streptophyta; Zygnematophyceae; Desmidiales; Closteriaceae.